AUGGUGACUAUAAUAAAGAACCAACUGUUAAAACAUCUAUCGAGGUUCACAAAGAAUCUGUCACCAGAACAGAUCUCCCUCUCAGCGUUGCGAGGGUCUGGUGAGCUGCAAGACCUGACCUUGGAUGAGGAGUUGCUGACAGACCUCCUGGAGCUACCGGGCUGGGUGAGGCUCACUUCUGCAAAGUGCAACAGAGCCUCAUUCAGGAUACAAUGGACCAAGUUGAAGACUGUCCCCAUUGUGUUGAAUCUGGACGAAGUACACAUAGCUCUAGAAGUAUGUCAGGAGCCGCGGGUGAUGAACCCUGGAGCCGCCGGAGCGCUGCCCGUGCCUGGAAAAUACAGCUACAUACACAAGGUGAUAGAUGGAAUCUCAGUGGCUGUGAACCACGUGCAAAUAGACUUUAACUGUGAAGCAUUCACCAGCAGUGUUCAGAUCUCAAGAGUAACCGUGGAGUCUCGGACGCCGGAGGGCCGGAAAGGAGACCUAAGACUGACUAGAAUCAAAUCGCCUGACACCGGACAACUGCUUAUAUUUAAGGAGUUAGAAUGGCAGAGCGCCCGCAUAGAAGCCAAAGCCCACGGCGCAGCCAACGCCAACCUCCCGCCAUUACGACUGUUACUGGGCAACACACACUGUCGGAUUGUCAUCAAGAAGAGACUGUCAGACUGUGCAGUGAUAGGGUCUCGUCUAGCGAUAUGCCCGGAGCCCCUAGCGUGGGCCCUGACAGACGGACAGCUCCGCGCCAUGUUGGCGUGCGCGGUGGCACUCGCCAAGCCAGUGCAGAGAGCUACUGCCGCCGCUACUAGGAUCAAAGCUUUACGGAAGAUCGAGGAGCCUCGAGAGCAGAUAUCGAGCAGACCGGCGACGGGCGAACGUGACAUACUAGCGCGGAUGUUCGCCAAGCAUGACGUCAGGGAGACGUCGUAUCAUCUACUGGCGCCACGGAUAGACCUGCAUCUAUGUGACGAUCCUGGAUUGGGUCGUUCAGAAAAGCCGUCUCUAUCCAAUGGCGGUGCUCUGCAAGUGACGCUGGUCAGCAUGCAGGCCGACCUGUUCCCAUACCACAAGGCGUCAGACGACAGGAGACAUUGGCGAGGAUAUAGGGAAGCGGCGACUCCCCACAGCCAGUGGUUGUCGCAGGCACUGUCGUCAUUCUGCACGACGCUGCUAGACUCGCUCGACCCGCGCCCACUCACUCCUAGCUCCAAGAUGAGUCAACCCGAGAAGUCGGAGGAGCCAGUCUCUAACGGCAUCAAACACAAACAGACUCCCACACAACACAGCGCUUCCAAUGCUCCGUCCACUAACUCUACUACUGCCUCGCAAGCAUCGCCGACUAGAACGCGCAUACUACAACAGCUCGGCAAACUGAUGACGACGUGUCUUGUACUUAGGAUAGACGACUUCACUGUCUAUAAGGUAUCGACGGGGUCCAAGAACCGCGACGCGCCCCGCCCUCUAGUGAGCGCUGAGAAGGCCACGCUACCGGGCGACGCCGGGCUACUUCACGCUGAACUUACUUUCUUCUACUAUCCUGGAGACGUCUGCUUCCCUGUCCCAGCCCCGAAGCUGUACGUGCAGUUGAGUCCGGUCCGUAUAUCGGUGGACGUGAACACAGUGGUGUGGCUGGGCGCCUUCCUGCCGCACGUCGUGCCGCGCGGACAGGACAUGGACAUCGAGGACGCGCCGCCUGCAUACAUGGAUGUUAGGAUGGAAGCUAUCAUGCCUAAGCUGGUACUGGAAGCAGGUCCAGAGCAUGUAUCAGCGCAGCGCGACAGGCCCCGUGAGCUCCAUCUAUGUACAGCGCGCGCUACGCUCACUAACGUACGAGAGUCGCCGCGUGCCAAUUCAGCUGGUACGCGCGCAGACCUAGCGUCUAUACUGGCAGCAUUGCGCAGGUCCGCGCCGCCCCGGGAUCAGUUCCCGUGCGCGGUAGACGACAUGGACCCCAUACAUGAACAGUUUAUUUUACAUGCUGAUAAUUUGGACGACAUAGACCGCGGUACGGCGAUGAGUCCGGAGCUAUUAUGGCGCGAGAAUCGCUCAGUAUGGUGCGCGCGCGUGGAACCGCUGUGGGCAGACUUCUGCGGCGCGCGCGCUACUAACUACAAGCCGGCGCCCUUGUUGGACGCCACGCCACUUACUGCUUGGUUAUGUUUCGCGGACGACUUCAGCCGUAUCUGGAUAGUGGCCCGUACGUGUGGCCUGGCCGGUCUCCAACUCAACCAUUACCAGAUGCUGUUCCUCAUGAGGCAACUAGAAAGGAUCUCCGAGAUGACUGCCUGGCUCGCUCAUGAUGCGGAGAGGCAGCCUGAUGCUGAAGAUGGGACCAUUGUAGUUGGCGUAGUGGUACCAGCAGUGGAGCUAACGUUUGUGCUUCCAUCCAACUGUCCUGGACAGGAGUCGUCCAGGGACCUCGACAGCGUGCCUUUAGACUCCUCCAGCUUGCAAGACUUGAAAAUGGAGCACCAAACUGUAUCCACGCUAGGCGCGUCCACGCCGCUCGAAGAGAACUGCAUAGGUUCUGAGGCGACGAUGGCGCCCUCUAUGAUGGAUCGCGACAGCGGCGUACUGGCCACCACCUCCGUGGAAGUCUAUCAACCUAUACCCAUUGAAGAACCGCCUCCACCCAGUCCUGGACUAAGUUUUGGAGGAUUCUCAUCAAUGCGUCGCGGGUUCACUUCGCUGGUGACGUCAAUAGACAGCGCACUGACGCGCGACGACACGCGCAGUGACGCGGCGUCCACGGCCAGCUCCGACAGUGACCGCUACGUCGUCGUCGGCUUGGCGGCCGAGUCGCCUGAUGAUGCUGACAUGGCAUUUAGGGAGUUUGAGCAUGGACGCGCGGCAUCGUCAAGUGGUGUAGAGGUAGCAGCCGAGGUGGUGGAACGAUCCUCGUCACCGAGCGACCACUCUGUCACCAGCUCUUGCAGGAGAAGAGAUGUCAUAUCAACAAGUACUUGGCGUCUGAACAACAUACACAUAGUUCACCAAAGCGGUGGUGGAAGGACCUGCCUUCGACUGGCUGCCGACGACCUGAAGAGUGACGAGUGUAACGCUAUACCCUGGGAUGAGUUCCAGAACAAGUUCUCAAUGCGGGCGCGGGCCUGGUCGGAGCCGGUCGUCUCUGAGAGUGAUGAGCUGGCGCCGAGGAAUGAGCCUCUAGUCGCCGCUAGACUUGUGAGGACUCAAUUGCCGAGAGCACCUGAAGAUAAGGGUCUAGCACCAUUCGAAGAGUUACUGGAGGCUCGCAUUCGCGACCUUAGUAUAGCUCUGAACAUGAGCACAGCAUUAGCGCUCGCAGAGUUGAUUGAAGACGAAGUGGUCGCGCCGCCUAUGCCGCUUGAGGUCCUAAUAGAAAACGUGAAACUUCACUUAAUAGAAGAUAGACCGACGCGUUCAAUAUCAUCACCACCGCCUCAGCCUCUAGACAUCGACCUGACUACAUUAAGGAUGACCAGGGACACUGCUGGGGUUGUUCGUUUAGGUCCUCCAGUAUCCACACCUUCGACCAUAGCAUCUCCCGCCACGCCACAACCACAACCAGAAUUAGAUGAAGCUAGAGAAAAGAUUGAUAGGCUGAACAGGGAAAAUGAGGAGUUAAGGAAAAGGCUCGUCACGUUGGCGAGGAUAGCGGAGGAUAACCGAGAGUUGAGAGCGAAAGUAGAAGAGGCGUCAGUGUUACGGCAGUGCGUCCACUCGGCACAACAGGAGGCAGCCAGUUUAUUGGCUGACAAACAGGAGCUUUUGGAAGCCAUGCGUAUUUUACAGGAGCAGAUAUCAGGAGGAUGUCGCGGCAAAAGAUAG
Molecule: messenger RNA, 3810 nt
Organism: Spodoptera littoralis (African cotton leafworm)
Lineage: Eukaryota; Metazoa; Arthropoda; Insecta; Lepidoptera; Noctuidae
Source: the annotation of a GenBank genome assembly